AUGGCGCUACGCGUUGGGCAAAUCGUGCGGGUGCGAAAGGGACCUAUGAGCUGUUCCGCGCUCUCAAAGGCUUGACGGUGUUCAAGGCGAAAGUUUUGUCCAGCCCGUCCAAUCAAGCAGAAUGGCAAGAGGCCAUAAUCAAGACUGCGACGACUAAAGAUGAGAGUAUGUGCUUGCGUAGAGAAUACAACAACUACCAAGUCCAGGAGAUUGCAGCAUGCCCGCACAUUCGCACUUUGUGUGAUACAGUACGAUCAGAUAAAAGCCCAGAAGACCUAUCUUGCCUGGUUUUUGAGUGGAUGGACUAUGAUCUACGCUCAAUCAUUGCACCUGAGCUACGUAGCCGUCCUGUUCUGCCCAAGGCCAUGUCUAGUGCUGUUCUAUCCGCACUUGCUGUGUUGAAGUCGGUACAUGGUGUACACACUGAUGUCAAUCCAAACAACAUAUAUCUCUCUGACGUUGACGGAAAGUUUCCGAUCGCGAAACUUGGUGAUCUCGGUAACCUAAUGGAGGAUGGUUCCAUAAAACAGCGCUGCCAGAGUUUACCUUGCAGAGCACCAGAAGUAUGGCAGGGCCAAUCAUGCCGUCAUGCCUCGGAUAUAUGGUCUCUCGGUUCCACAUUGACUACUGUUUUAUCAGCAAUUCCUCUCUUUGGCGCUAGUGAUAAGAUAAUAAAAGGGGAAACCGAAGCAUGGUGCAUUGCAAAGAUUAUCCGUCUCGUCGGGCCUGUACAUCAUCCUAACAAAGACCAUCUAUACAAGGAGGAAUUCGAGCGUGCUGAAGAAAUGGCAGUCAUGGAUCAUCCACGUGGCCCUGAGAUGAAGCUCAUCACCAGAGUGAACUGGCGCGAGGAGUUGGUAAACAUCCCGGAUCCGCCCGUCCCAUCUGAUCUGCUGGAUUUCAUUGAGACGAUGCUUGCCAUUGAUCCUGAGAGGCGUCCUACGGCUUCAGACUUGCUGAUGCACCCCUACAUACGAUCGAGUGGAUAAUGAGGCAUUUGUUUCGCAAUGCGUGCAGCUUAAUCCACGUCCAACAGUGUGCACGAGCUCGACAUGUAGCCUAGGAAUGCGAUCAGCUCUUAAAUACAGCAUUUCACAGUCUUACUAACAGUCCUGCAUUGGAAAGUAAGGCUAGUGGCAUUAUCUAUGCUAUGGCUACAUGCUCGUGAUAAAAGAACAGUUUCUUCAGGAUAAGAUCUCACACAAUGAAAAACAGGUUGCGAAGUACUAAGAUAACGGAAUAGGUUAGAAACCAGGCUUAUGCUGUGAAGAAGCAACGAAUACGAGGUAAGAGUGCAAGGAAGAGUUAUAUGGGGCAUGUACUGGUGAUCCCUGAAUGGCGUCAAGGCUUAAGCAGUACAGCCCACGGUCAGCGAGCAGCCUGACGGGUGGUCUGUCAACCGGCUUAUAGUUUUUAAUAGUACUAAUCUUAGUAGAGUUUAAGUAAAAUAGUUAGCUCGCUAACGUAGCU
This is a messenger RNA of Cucurbitaria berberidis CBS 394.84, 1470 nucleotides long. The record is from the annotation of a RefSeq genome assembly. Lineage: Eukaryota; Fungi; Ascomycota; Dothideomycetes; Pleosporales; Cucurbitariaceae.